Phragmites australis (common reed) is the source of this 972-nucleotide messenger RNA. Its product is annotated as thioredoxin M3, chloroplastic-like. Gene Ontology annotation, molecular function: oxidoreductase activity, acting on a sulfur group of donors, disulfide as acceptor; protein-disulfide reductase activity. Bases 82 to 642 code for a protein of 186 amino acids. The transcript has 2 exons. Gene Ontology annotation, cellular component: cytoplasm. The record is from RefSeq and is a predicted model, not a curated record. NCBI's taxonomy places the organism in Eukaryota, Viridiplantae, Streptophyta, Magnoliopsida, Poales, Poaceae.
CGUUUCAAGAAUUGCCCCAAUUUUCUACCUACCGCAUUUCUCCGACACGACUCGAGCUCGACUCAACUCGCGAAAUCGAACAUGGCCGCCGCCGCCUCCUGCCCCGCCCCGCCGCGCCGGCUCUGCUCCGCCACGGCGCUGCCGGCUCCCUCUGCCGCUGCGUCCAGCCGCAGAAGGGUUGGAUACGGCUCCUCGUCGGCCCGCCGGUGGCCAUGCCGCCGCUGGGCCUACCGGCCGGACGCUGCGGCGCCCCGGAUUCGGCGGCCGCCGCCGCGGCGCCCGGCGGCGGCGAGGGUGAGCUGCGCCUACUCCCCCGGCGCUGAAUCAAUAACCGCAUGCUCUUGGAAUGAAUAUGUGAUCUGCAGUGAUGUACCCGUGCUUGUUGAGUUUUGGGCCUCAUGGUGUGGACCUUGCAGAAUGGUCACCCGAAUCGUCGAUGAGAUAGCACAAGAAUAUGCUGGAAGGAUAAAAUGUUAUAAGCUUGACACUGAUGAUUACCCGCAGAUUGCAACAUCUUACAGUAUUGAGAGGAUUCCAACUGUUUUACUCUUCAAGGAUGGAGAGAAAAUACAUAGUAUUACUGGGACUCUGCCAAAAGCCGUUUAUGUGAGAUCCAUCGAGAAAUCUAUCUCAGAACAAUGAUCUAUUUGAUUAGAGAACUCUGUAAUAUUCUUUGAUCCAGAUUUAUAUUCCUGCAUACUUGGUUUUAUUACCAGAUAGUGCAGAGAGUGAAGGUAAAUUUGGAGUUUUCAACAUGAGCAUCUUACCUAGAAGUAUGGUACUGCGGGUGAUCCUUUUGCUAUUCAAUAGCAGUGUAAAUAUAGAUGUACUUCUGAAAAGCCAGAGUGUUGAUUUUUGUUUUUACUUCAAAGGCUGUAAUGUACUACUGUUGUCAUUGAUAUGACACAGGGCAGCAUAUUUGAGCCCUUCACAAAUAGCUUACUAAAUGAAGUCAAGUUAAGGUUUUCCUCU